Molecule: messenger RNA, 705 nt
Organism: Protopolystoma xenopodis
Lineage: Eukaryota; Metazoa; Platyhelminthes; Monogenea; Polystomatidea; Polystomatidae
Source: the annotation of a GenBank genome assembly
AUGAAGGCUAACACAGCUGGUGCAUACCCGCCUCAGCCUACCGGCUUCACCAAUCCUGGGGUUCCUGUUUCUUCCGGUGCCUAUGAAGACAUCAUGGAUGUUAAGUACAAUGGUGGCAAGCCAGUUGGUUUCAAUACAAAUGGCCAACAGUCCUCAGUUGGCGUAUUUGCUGCCCCACAGUCCAGCACGGUGACUGACGCUUGUAAGGCAACUGUAAGCGGGCCUCAACCUAAUUCGAUUCAAUCUGCCCCUCUCACACAAUCAGUCUCGGUCGCUCCUCCGCUCCCAGUUGGCCUACAGGUUCCUACAUCUGUUGGAUCUAGUGGUGGAUUUCCGACCCCUCAGACCCAACAUCAGUUUGGCGGACCUCCGAAUAGUCAUAUUUUUGGAUUCUAUCCCAAUGCUUCAGUGCCUGGUGGUGGACCAACUUGCGUCCCUUCAGGAGCAGCUGGCGCAGGCACUUCUGUCACGGGGCAUCACAUUCCCGGUAAUGCUUGUUCGGCCCCGGAUCCAAGCCAAAGUCGACCUGCCUCCUCCGCUUCAGCAUCUCAUAUGAACGCAAUGGUGGCGGCUGUAUUGCAGCAGCAUCAUUCUCAGGUUUGGAUUUUAAUGCCUCAGCCAGUGCGAAAUAGCAAGGUUGUAUUAAAAGUAAUCGGUGUAAUAAGUAUCUUUGAGUUAGGCUUGGUUACAAACCACAUUUUUUGA